AUGUGGAAUAAACUCACCGGAAAAGAGAAGGAUAGCCCUUCCAAGAGUGGCCGUCCAAAGUCUUCAGCCUCCUCGUCUUCGCGCCGACGCGCCGAGUCCAUUGUAUCCCCAUCUUCAACUAGGAAUCCAAAUCGUCGAGAUGAGCGCCCAGAAAAUCCUGCAUCACGGAGUUCGUACCCGCCUCCUCCUUCCUCAGUAGCUUCUACCUAUGCGACGGCACCCGAUCGAUCAGACCUCAACCGCCACGACCGUGCGCCGGAUAGCCUAUCACGAACAUCGACUGGCGACAACGGUAGAUAUCGCGACGAGGGCAGCAUAACAUCAAGGCGUCGAGAAAGGUCAUCGAGUCGUGAUCGCAAGCGCGAUCGUAGGGACCACUCUCACGGCAGGGACCGCAACAGCAAGAAGGAGAAGCCUGAAAAAAGAAGCUCCAAGUCUAGCAGGUCAGAAGCUAGCUACACGGCGGAUCGUGGCGUGGACAGAGCGGGCGAAGCUUCAUUUCCAGGCAGCGGCUCCUUCAGCGCGCAAGUCGGCGCAUCAGGCUUCACACAGUUUCCCGAACAGUCCGGCGCACCAUCCUUUGCAUCACCAGGGACACAUCACCUUACAAGUAUGGACGCGCAUGUGACUGCUCAAUUUCCCGGCCAGGACCCUGCAUCAUUCUCAGCUCCCUAUCGCCCUCCACUGGCUGCCUCUGAGGGAGGUCCUGGUCUAGCUGCAGAUUACUACGGCGAUCAAGGGCAGUCUGUAUACACACAGCCAGGGGUACGGCCGGAGCCACCCAAGAUUAUCUACGGAGCUCAGCCACAUCUUAUGGCUGCAUCAGCUGUCAGUGCACCACCACAGGAGACGGGACACGGCUCCGCGGCAGACUUCUAUGCCGCUGGUAGCGCACAGCCACAGCAACUUAUCCCGGACGAACCAUUGCCACCCAUCAAGCCUCUCAGGCCUUCGCAGACAAUGCCCGUGGCUUUCCAAGCAGAUGUCGCACCUGUGAAGCCUCCAAGACCAACCCAAUCAAUGCCAGGGGCAUAUGAUGAUUCGACACUACUAACAAAACCUCCUCGUCCGUUGUCGAACCAAAGCAGUUCUAGCAAACCUGACAAGCCGAGCAGAAUUUCCACGUCUGCUGCGCUUGCUGGUGGCGCAGCUUUGGGUUAUGCGAUGGGCCAUGGCAAUAGCAAUCACAGCGAGAACUCCAGCCGCCCCUAUGACGGACAAUUCAGCGCUACAAAUUUUUACCAGCAGGGUGUCAACGCUCCGGUUACUGCCUCUGUUACCUAUUCGGACCAGCCUCCUACCGCCGGCUAUCAUCAACACUCAGCAUCCGCGCCGGCCGUCCCUACACUCGACAACUACGGCUACGCGCCAUCGCCAUCCAGGCCGGCAAACCCAGGUAAGUCAGGUAAGUCACCCUCCUACUCAAACACCGCAGCAUUUGCCGCAGGCGCAGCAGGCCUAGGGGCAGCUGCCUAUGCAUCGAACCACCACCAUGAAUCUCACCAACGUCUAUCCCCGCAUCCUGCGAAUAAGGUGUACCAGAAUCCCCAGCAUCAGAACUCCCAGAGCUCGUUUGCCUCUCGCGCAAUGAUGACCCAGCAUCAACACCGCGGCCCGAUCAGCAAAUUCGUUGACUGGUGGAAAGACUACGAAGACGUCCGCAAGAUGGAGGAAUACACCGAGUAUAUUGGUGUCUGCCGAGACUGUUUCGAUCCUCGAACUUCCGUCAGUGAUGCUCCGAGGAAGCACCACCACCACCCCAGAAAGAGAUCGAGCGAGAAGCUACGACCGAGCAGAAUCGACAAAGAUUCACGCUACUACUCCUCCGAUAGCGACAACAGGCGCAAAAGCAGGACUGGACUGCUCGGCGCGGCUGCUGCUGGCUAUGGCCUCGCCAAGGUUGGCAAGGCGGUUUUCGGUCAGAACCGAGUUUCGGAUUUUGAUGACACGCAUAGUGCGAAGACUGGACGUCCGGAGUAUGGCUCCAGAACUUCGCUGCACAGCCACAGCCGCCGACGCAGAAGUCGUUCUCCGGACCGCAAGAGCCAGACCUCGCAUGGUAUAGUAAGACCCCGAAGCCGCUCGAGGGACCGCGGCACUGCCGUCAGCUCAGCCAGCAAAGACUACGAGACUGUUCACCAUCGCUCUCGUUCACGUUCCAGAUCUCAUUCGCGGGAUCGCAAGUCGGGCUUAUUCACCGCAACUGUAGGUGCAGCCCUUGGUGUUGCCGGUGCAUCCCAUGCGAGCGCAAAACGCAGAAGCCGGUCUAGCUCGCCGGAACGCCUGCAUGUUGGACCUUCGGGGCACCGCAGGAGUCGCAGCCCGAAACCAAAAGUAUACGGUGCGGCCGGAUCCGAUUACUAUCACGGCUCGCGUUACUCCGUAGCCGAAUCUUCUUACAAUGACCAUUCUGGAUACCCUCGCCGGCAGAGCGCCGGUAUCUUUAGCGGCCUGUUCUCCUCUGGUACUUCGGAAAAACCACACUCGAAAGUUCACACCAAGAAGAAGAAGAAGGGCUUCUUCAACUUCGGCAACGCCUCGACCUCCUCUUCCGACUCCGGUCUUGCGUACGGUAUAAGUGUGGACCGAAGGCGCAAAAGCAAACCUAAGCGCAGAGACUCUGACGAGAGGCUGAAUGCAACCCUCGUCGGCCUUGGCGCAACAGCUGCAGCACUAGCAGUAGCCCAGAACCGGCGCGACAAGCGUGGCAAACGUCCGGCUCAGGUUGUGGCCGUCCGGGAGUCGAAGGGAAGACCCAACCUCAAUCGUCGGGUUGAGUACCACCGCGCAGGCUCAACCUCCUCGUCAUCAUCAUCAUCAGAUGAAGCUUGGGAGUCUGCGCCCGAAGACGACGACACGUCCAGCGUUAACUCUGGGCUUGCGUUCGGCGACUUUGACUGGAGUCGCAAGCAGCCGGUCAGGAAGCAGAGUAGAGAGUCGCUCGCUUCAGAUGCCUCAGGAACCUCCAAAUGGGGCUGGCGAUGGGGCAGCAAGAAGAAGCGGAAACCGUCUUCGUCAUCUGUGAACAAUGCUGCUGCGGCAGGUCUCGGAGCCGUAGCAGGUGCAGCGUUGGGCUCUCGGCAUGAGGAUGCAGCAAGCAGCGUUAGCAGCGUUCCGACGCUGCAGACGGUCUACCCAGUUCCCACAACAGACCCUUACAGCUUCGACGCCAUUGGGAGAACGGCUUCUGUCUCGUCGACACACCCACAGCCGCUCAUGACUGCGAGACCUGAGCCAGUGCCGUUGCAGCAGCCGCAGCCGAUUACACCUGUGUCUAGUGCGGUGUAUACAACUCAGCCGCAGUACAUGCCGAGCUAUACUGCGCCUACUGGUCCGCCAGUCUUUUCGAAUGUCUCGGCAAAGAGCCCUAAGGCUUAUUCAAUUGUCAUGGAUGAGCGACCGCCGGUAUUGCCGAGAAGAGGCAACUCCUCGCCGACCAUCAGCAUGUCCGCGAAGACUGCUGCGAUCGCGGGCGUCGCUGGUAGUGUCGCAGCAGGGAUCAUGACGUCUAGAGGCGAGCGAUGGCCGAAGGAAGCAAGCUCUCCUAAAAAUGUAGGCUUCGAGCUUACGAGGGACCAGGCUGAACGUGAGCAGCGCGAGAGGCGGAAGCAAGACGAAGAGCUGCAGUACAAGGAGAGAACACGGAGAGAGGAAGAGGAAAAUCGGUUGAGACAGCAGCAGCGCAAGCAGGAAGAGAUGGCGCGUACCUUGGAUCGCCAGUGGCAAGCUGAGGAGGACGUGCGUUUGCGAGAGCGCCAACGAUUGGAGGAUGAAGAAGCGCUCCGGAAGGAACAUGACCGCUUGGCGCAACUGGAGGCAGAGAUCCAUGCUCGGGAAACCCGGGCGCAAGAGGAAGCAGAACGCCGCGCCCGCGAAGAGGCGAGAGCGGAAACUGUUCACAAGGAGACUGAGCAGCAAGCCGAAAUGGACAGAGAGGCACAGCGCAUUCAGCUUGAGCGCGAAGCUGCUGUUCGCGAGGCCGAGGCUCGCAGAGUUGCCGCUCAGGAGCGAGCUGAUCGCCUUCGGCAAGACGCAGAGAAUGCCCGGCUGGAGCGCGAACGUCUUGAACGAGAGUACUAUGAGCAGGAGAAAGAAGAGCAACGAAGAAGGGAGGAGGAGCGGCUCAGAAGCCAGCGCGAGAGGGAACUUGAGCGCGAGAUUGAGCUCAGACAGCGCGAACUGGAAAGCCGCGAAGCAAAGGUCACAGCACCUGAGACUCGGGUGGCUUCAGUGUCUGCUGGUAUAGCUGGAGCGGCUGCCGGCGCUAUCAUAGCUCAUGCCAUCGACUCACGACACCAGGCCGCUCCCCAUGAUCCAAGGAUCAAAUUCGAUGACGACGACCUCAACCCCUUUGGUGACGAUAUCUACGACCCGGACUACUUCCGGAAGAACAAAGACAAGACGCGCAAGGAGCGUGAGCGCGAAGCUCAGCUUGCUAGAGUGGCAGCUGCCAAGGUUGUUGCGGACAUGGAACAACGCUACACGGAAGAACCCAAGUCUGCAGCUGAGAUCUUCGCUCCUGACUUCAGCGGAGUAGUUGUCAGGAAGGUAGAUCCGAACGGCGAUAGCGACAUCCAAGUCUACCACGCCCCGAACAUCAUCACCAUCGAGCCGCCCAGGGGACCGCCAUACGACCCUGCGUACGCUUUUACCGCGACAAAAGAUGGCCACGACUUCGCGCAGGUUGCUGCACCAUGGGCGGUCCCGACGCUGAACCUGAUAGAGCCGACGCCCCCCGCCAGCCUUGCCGGCUCAGUCAGGGGCGACCGCUCCGUCCCCGUAUCGCCGGCCUUCCCACCCCAGGAGCCAGUCGAAGCAGAGGCUGUCGAGGAGCUUCCGCCACGGUCGGAAAGCGGCUCUAGAGUCACUUGGGGCGAACCGCAGACUUUCCACUUUGACGUGGAGUCACCAGAGUCGUUCCGCGAGCACUACAUCUCGGAUGCUGAUGCCGAGCAGGACAGUCCGAGGAGGCUGGAUGAGAUUGUGGUGGAGGUGGAUUCGCCACAGGGUGGACCAAGUGAGUUCCGGUACAGGCCUGAGGUGCCCCACCAGUCGGCUGAGCGGAGCGCGGAACCAGCUGCUGAGCAGGACUGGACUGCGCCGGUGAAGAAGAAGGGUAAGAAGGGCAAGGGUAAGAAGUCGGACUCUGCGGCGGAAUCGCCUGUAGAGGAGCUGCUGGUGUCUCCGGAAGCCUUCAAACGGCAAGACGAGCCUGUCGUUCAAGCAUCACCGGCCGCUGAAGACGAAGCAUGGGCCGCCUUUACAACGAAGAAGGCCAAGAAAGGAAAGGGUAAGAAAGCGGCCGCGGAUAAAAGUCGAGAGGAGUCUCCCAUGGAAGAGAUUGUGUCUCCCGAAGCGUCCCGUUGGCAGAAUGAGCCUUCCGUUGAAACAUUCGAGCCUGCAAAGAGUAGUUCUGACGGCUCAACACCACGUGCAAGAAGCCAGGAACGCGUGAUAUACGAAGCGCAGUCGCCCGAAGUCGAACCCGUAGUCAUUACGCCUGGUUCGCAAUCCAAGACUGGCAGCUUCUACCAGAGUCCCUUCUUCGAGACUGUGUCUGAUCUUGGAUUUGAUCCCAGUCUGCCACAAUCUCCCCAAGAACAUGGCUUCGUGGAGUCGCUUCCAGAUACGCCGGCUGAAGAGAAGGAAGCAGCGAUGCCGGGCGGCUUUGUCGAGGAAGUGGUAGAAGAGGAACCACGGCUUAGCAAGAAGGGGAAGAAGAAGCGAGGCAAGGACUUGGGAAGCGACAGUCCAGAGCCCAGGAUAGUAUCUUUGCCGGAUUCUCCUGUGCAAGAGGUGGCUUCUCCAGUCUUCGAGGAGCCAGAAAUGUUCGAACCGAAGCUUAGCAACAAGGACAAGAAGAAGCGAGAUAAAGAGGCGAAGAAUCGAGCUUUCGAGCCAGAGCUUGAGAUUCAGCCUGGAGUAGUCUCUUUGCCCGAUUCUCCUGUACAGGAGGCUACUCCCUCGCCGGUCUACGAAGAGCCCGAAACACCUGAACCGAAGCUCAGCAAGAAAGACAAGAAGAAGCGAGAGGAGGCGAAAACUCAGGUCCUCGAGCCAGAGAUCGAAGCUGGGUCCAGAGUAGUAUCCUUGCCGGACUCUCCAAUGCACGAGGCGGUUCCUUUUCCUAGCUACGAGGAACCCGCAACACCUGAAGCGAAGAUCAGUAAGAAGGACAAGAAGAAAAAGGAGAAAGAGGCGCUGCGGCGCGCUUGGGACGAAGAGAAUUUGCCUGCUGCUCCCACCCCUCCUGUCGCAACCGAUGCCAGAGCUGAGGAUUUUGACUUUACGCCUACCAAGAAGUCGAAGACGAAGAGUAAGCGCGGAAGCGUUGAGCAAGGCUUCGCAGAUGUUGGGUCUUCUUCAGACACCAUGGCUGGCGCUGAUGAUCUCGGGACGCGAGAGGUCCAGUCAGGUGCUGCCCGGUCGGUCAGCCCUCCGCGCGAGUCAAUCACGAAACCCGAGGACCCUCAGCCUCAUAGCUCUCUGCGAGGAUCUAUUGCUACUGGUAUCUUAGCCGGCGCAGUCGCCGAGGCUUCACAGUCCAUGACUGAUGAGCGCAAGCAGAGCGAGCCUUCUCCGUUCACAGUACCCCGAACGAUGCCAGGCGGAUUUUUCGACACCCCGGAAGAUAACAACCGUGGACAUCCUAUAGGGGACUACGGUUUCCCAGCCACUGACCCCGACCGCCGCAUCUCGAUCCCUAGCACCGCUUUUGACGAUGUCGAGGAGCUGGCUGACGCGCAUAAGCCUAAGAGAGAGAAGAAGCUCAAGAGGCGCAGUGGUCGCUUAAGCGCGCCUACGCCAGGAAGUCCUCUGCGGACCGAGAUCGCUUUUGAUGACUACAUCGGGGGUUCUGCUGCAGACGACAAGCCGAAAAUGGAUUUCUCGGAGGUGACUUCGGUCGAGCCGUUCUCUCAGACUCCUAGCGACGAGCACACUGAGACGCCACAGGACGGCAGCUCCGAGGGGUUUGAGGAACCCAAGAAGAAGGCUAAGAAGUCAAAGAAGGCUGAGAAGUACGACGAGGUGCCAGAAGUGGCGCUUCCUGCUGUCAUUCCUCUUACGGAAGACUUGGCACAUCCAGAGACGAGCGAGAAUCCACGAACAGGCGAUGACUCGAAGGACGAGGCGUCCUCAGCCCGUGAACUCGGUUUCGACGACUUCGAUGAACCUAAGAAAAAGUCAAAGAAAGGCAAGAAGUCCAAGCGGGCAGAUAGCUAUGAUGAGGUGCCAGAAGUUGCACUGCCGGUCAUCGUUCCCCUGAUAGAAGAGUCCGGACCUCUGGAUACGCUUCAAAGCUCUUCAGUAACGGAGGAGACGGAUGAGCGGACGGCCAUAGUCCGCGAUGUGGCCUUCGAAGACUUCGAGGGGCCCAAGAAGUCAAAGAAGAGCAAGAAGUCUAAGAGGGCACAAAGCUACGAUGAGGUGCCAGAAGUUGCGCUGCCUGUCAUUGUUCCCCUCACGGAAGAGCCAGAGAGUCAUGCGGAGACUUCUGACAGUCCAGUAGUGACCGAGUCAAUUAGGGAUGAGGCGUCGCCAGCCAAUGAAGCAAGCUUUGACGACUUCGACGAACCUAAGAAGAAGUCCAAGAAGAGUAAGAAGGCCGCCAAAUACGUCGAGGAACCAGAGGUUGCACUCCCUGCCAUCGUCCCUCUCACUGAGGAGCCAUCAGAGUAUGAUGAGCAGCCGAGGAAGCUCAAUGGAACCGAAAGAGAGGACUACAAGACACUUGAGGCUGAAGCUUACCGCUCUUCGGACCGCGACGUGAGAGUCAUUGCCUCCGACAGCCGCUACGACUAUGAAGAUGACCGCAAGAAGCGUAAAGAGCGAAAGCACAGAAAGGAUAGCGAAAGUCACGAAUCUCCCGUGUCGUCUCCGCGCUCAACGGCUGCCUCAGAGCCGGGCGACUUCUACGAAGACAAGAAAGCAUCGAAGCGCAAGUCCAAGAAGCGCGGCGAUGACGAUGAUGAUGCUGCCUCUGCGGUUUCGUCCCCAGCGCGCUACGGCGACGAGCCCAGCAAGACCAAGAGAGAGGAGAAGGGAGCAUUGGGAGGACUGUUUGGGCUUUUUAGUAGGAGCAAAUCAGUAGAGGCUUCGCUGGAAUCUAGCAAAUCCAAGUCCCGCAGCUACGAUGACUAUGGGAGCUCAGAGAAGGAACACCGAGAGAAGAAAUAUAGGAGCUCUUCAAACAACGCGGACGACAAGUACGACGCCCGAUCGAAGUCUGAAGACCCUACCGCCGACACCGCCAGAUCGAAGUCCCGAGACUCGCACGCAGAUGAUGGCGACGGCGAUCCUGACAAGAAACACCGCAAGAAAAAACACCGUAGCAGUUCGGCAUACGGCUCUGAUGAGGACGACACCCGCUCGCACGCCUCGGGCAAGAGCGAAAGGAGGAAGCACAAGAGCCGCGACGGCAACAGAGAUGAUGAAGGUAUGGAUUCGCCCCGACACCAAACUUCCAAGGUAGACGACCCUUACCUCCCUGAAGAAACUCAUGAGCCCCGUGGUAUCAACGAUCGAGUCAUACUGACCAAGGUCCAGGAGUACGUAUUCGAUGAUAUCAAAGGCCAAGAACAGUCUUUUUUAGGCGAGCGGGCGGUGGAUCAGGGGGAUCUGCUACCACUGCCCGCUAGUACUUCUGAGGGUGCUUUCCUGCAGCCUGACACGAGCGAGGAAAUCCGAGAUGAUGUCCAACUGGACGACGUAGCAACCGAGAUUGAAACUCCGCUUCCAUCACUACCUCCAAGCCGACCGACCUCGCCUCUCGAAAUUGGUAGAGUGGUUGAUCUCCCUUCAUUGCCUCCCAGCCGUCCGGCUACACCACUUGAGCUACCGGAGGUCGAAAACUUGCCGCCAGUGCCUUCGAGUCGACCAUUUACUCCACCAGCGGUUAGUAGAGCGGAGGAUUUCCCCUCUUCACCUCCGACCAGGCCCAUCUCGCCAAUCGAACCCGGCACGGUCGUCGAGUUACCUUCGCUACCUGAAAGCCGUCCGACCACGCCAGUCGAAGUUGGGAAGGCUGAAGACUUGCCGUCACUACCUACGACUCGACCUUCUACACCAAUUGAAGUUGUCGCGGUCGCUACGGCGGAUGAUCUGCGGUCUCUACCUGAUACAAGCUUUACCUCGCCAUUACAGGUGGGUGAUGUGGGCACUGCCGCUGAUCUACCUUCAUUACCCGCUACUAGACCUUCGACACCAACCGAAAUCAGCCGCGCUGAGGACCUACCUUCUCUGUCUGAUACACGUCCUACGUCCCCAGUACCGGCAGGCAGCGCGGAUGAUCUACCUUCACUUCCUCUAAGUCGACCUACAACCCCGAUUGAGGAUGGGAGGGCGGUAGAUAUUUCAUUCUUGCCUGCGCGUCGGCCAAAUUCGCCUGUUGGAGUUGGUAGCAUAGUUGACAUACCGGCUCUUCCACAAAGUCGGCCAGGCUCGCCACUCUUGGUGGGGAGCGUGAACGAUCUUCCUCAACUUCCUGAAAGCCGACCGUCUUCACCCUUGGGCGUCGGCACCACAGAAGAUCUGCCGGCACUACCAGCUUCACGACCUGGCUCACCUUACAUCGGAGAAGAGCCCUCCCAUCGAGCCGAUUCUCUCCAAUUAUCUAGGCGACAGUCUACAACCGCAAUACCCCUCCGCUUUCGAAGACCACCACCAUCUCCUGGCCUGUCCCGCGAUGCGAUCGUCAGCUCGCCGUCCACAUACACGCUGUCCUCCCCGACAUCAGCUCCUCGAAUAAGGCACGCCAAGUCAAGGUCGAAUGAAUUCAAGACAUCGACGCAGGAGUUCCGCCCACUGUACCUUGUUGAGCGGAACCGGAAAGCGCCUGAACCAGAGGUGCCUGAAGUUCUACCUUCGUUGCCCUCGAGCCGCACAACCUCUAGGAGCGCAUCGGUGCAGGGUACUGAGGAUGAGUUCCAUUCCGCAGUGCAGUCUCCUCAACUGCGAUCCAGUGAUUAUGGAGAUGCAUUCGAACAUGCACCAUUUGACGAGGACUACCUCGGCUCGCAGCAGGCCACCCCGAGAGCCUUCACCUUUCCAACAGAGUCGUCGGACUUACUCCAUGAUCUUGACAACCAGCCAGAUCUGGAAACACCACUAGAUGAUUCGUUUCAGUCCGUCGAAGAGACGGUGGACCAAUCAAGUGUAUCCCCUUCGCAUGAACGCAUGGAGACUGAAGAAUUUUCCGAGCCGCCUCAUAGCCGACCACUCUCCCCCACUCAGUAUCGAAGCCUAUCUCCAAACGACAUCGAUACCACAGCGGCAUCUGUGCCUCUCGAAGACACCGCCGAACCCGUGGCGCAAGAAAUGCUAUCUCAAGAAGAUCCGAUGAUCCUCGACGACUUCAUGGCUGGCGAACCCGACCCAGAAGAUAUGCACCCUGAGCUGCCCGCCGUUCCGGGCGGCGAGCAGCAGGCUUCAGAAGACUCCGUCAAGCCUGCACUUUCUCGCACUACGACCAAAAAGGGCAAGAAGAGCAAAAAGGGCACUAAACUGGGUACCUCCAUGUCUGAGCCUGGCACGCCGACCGAGAUCUCGCCUGAGGAUAUGCAGCAGAUCCGCGAGAAGGAUGCGCAGGAUGCUGUGGAUUCGUGGUUCGAACCGGCUCCGUCCAUAGGCUACGUCCCGAAGAAGGGAAAGAAGGGGAAGAAGAGUAGGGGAUCGUCCAUGUCCGAAGGGCUCUCAAGCGGCUCGACUCCCCUUGAAGAAGACAGCUUGCCUCGGUCUGCGGUCGAGUAUGAGUCUCAAGGGCCUCCCGGGCCGGUUCAAUCCAUCCCAGAGCUACCGAGCUUGCCUGGGCAAACUCUCGAAGAGGCACGCGAGCUUGUUGCCGAGCCAGAAAAUGUAGAGUCUGAGAUGUCAGCAGCCAUUGAAGACACUAAGCCCAAAUCCAAAGGCCUUGUCGAUGUUCCAGAGCCGUCCGAAGAGUCCAACAUACUUUUACAGCGCGAUAAAGGGAAGGGCAAGAGCAAGAAGAAAGUUAGGAAGGGCAGCCGAUCGAGCAUUUCCAUGUCCGCUGCUGAAUCUGAGGCUGCUACGCCUCCUGAGCAGCGAGACGUUACACCUAUUGAAGCUGCGAUCCCUCUGCCAGAGUCUCCGAUACCAGCAGCAUCCCCACCAGUGCAAUCUGACACUGUACCGUUGUUGGUAACUGAUGCCAGCGCACUCGAUACUGAUGUUGCAAUCCUUGGCUUGGAGCCCAAGGCUGGAACGACCGAGGAUAUCGGCGGUGGCAGUAUCGAGCAACCGAAAGACCUUGACGAGCCAACAUCGGCCGUCACGAUCGUCGGCCCGCUGUCGGACGAAUCGGCUGGCUAUGUUGAGAUAAGUCCAAGCCGCGAUACUAAUACUAUGGAAGGGUCGAAUACCUCAACAGCAAUCCUUGAACUGCCAGAAGACGUCGCAGCACCUGUCGGCUUCGCUAUCGAAGCAAGUCCUACGCAAAAGCCUGUUUUGUUCCGCAAGAAAUCUAAGGGCAAUGGCAAGAAGAAGCAGAAAGCCGAUAUUUGGGCUGAAGAACCUGCCGAACCUACAGAACCUACACUCCCUAUAAACCCCACAGGCGCCAUCCUGCCAGUCCAGGACGACCAGGCCUUAGUUCCGCCGGUUGGAGAGAGCGAGGAGCCGCUGAUUCAGCAGACGUUACCCCCUCUUGAAGAAGUUUCGCAAAUACCACUUCCGGAAGACACUGAGCAAGGAGCACCGGCCGGACAUGUGGAUCGUCCACUUAGUAGUGAGCAACCCACCGAUCAAUACGUCCUGCAGGAGAUAGGACCAGACAGUCAAGACGUCGGAACCUCACUGCCUGGCGAUGAUUCAAUGCGCGAAACACCGAUGGAAGAGGGCCCUCAAGAUUCUCAAACCUUCAGUCGGCUGACAGACGCACCUACGACUGGCGGUAAGAAAAAGAAAGGCAAGAAGAGCAUGAAGGCUACUUGGACGCCCACUGAAGAACCUGCCUCGAUGGUACCUGAAGUUGAGCCUGCCAUUCUAGAGCUGGAUUUAGAGUUGAAGGACCCAGAGUCAGAAUUCGUUGUACCCUCGAAGAAAGCUAAGAGACCUAAGAAGAAGCAGAAGCAGGACAUCUGGGCAGAAGAUGAAGUUGAGCCGUCCGAGACCGUAGCACAUGACACCGCUGUCCGUUCAGCUAACCAACAGGAGUUUCAACCUGUUGUGGACGUUGAGGCUACCUCGCCAGAGGAUUUGCCAAGUUCGAUUUCGCUUCCUGAAGGGAACGAUAAGGACCUCUCAGAACCUCAGCCUGCCAUUAAUACCAGUGUUGAAGUUCCCAAUGUCGCUAUAGUGGACUCGGAGCAGCAGGAGGGCUCCGCCCAGAUGCGGACGCUAUCAACGGAGAAGGAGGAGCGUGAGACGACCCAAGUCGAGCCUGAGCUCAUACCUUUGCCUCAAGAGGAAGAGGGUCUCAUCGAAACUCUAGCGCCUGGUCUGGGCACGAAGCGUUCAGAUUCGGAACAUGCCGCAGACACAGUACCAGAACCGAAUGAGGCAUUACCUCUUUUUAGCGCGUCGUCAGGUGCCAGUAUGCCUGAGGAGGCAGCAAUCGGAAAGGAAGACACUCAUACUGCCCUGGAAAUGCCACCAAGCAUAUCGGCAGAUGAAGCGACAGACGGACGUUUGCGGGUCGAGGAAGCCGAGACGUUUUGGGCUAUGCCGUCGAAGAAGAAGGGCAAGAAAGCGAAGAAGUCCAGGGCCUUCACCUUAGAGAUCCCUCAAGAAUCUCCGGAGCCAGUGCCUGAGCCUGCCUUGUCCAGUAUGCCAUCACCUGCUCUGCGCUCAGAGGGUGCUGGAUCGGAGCCUGCAGAUCACCCGGAGCCGGUAGUGGAUACUUCCCAGGAACAAACUGGUGGCGUUUCUAUUCACAAUAUCAAGCCGGAAAUCUCACCUGCUUCGAAUGACACGAUUCAGCCGGAGAGACCUCCACAAGAAGAUCCGCUUUACACGACUUCCGUUCUCGAGUCACCGUCGGACGAAAAAGUCCCUCGAUCAAGACAACCACCGGUUGAAGCCGAGGACGAGCGGCUACAGUCAUUCGUAGAGGGCGUCUUGGAUAUCUCUGGUCUCGGCAAGAAAGAGAAGAAGGUUGAGGAGACCAAGAGCACAUCCUUGCCUUCUGUCAGCCCGACCCUACCGCCACAAGGGAAGCAGCAAGAGGAGGUACUUGAGCCGACGCUUGCCGGCUCAUUCGUAUCGCCUCCAGCGGAGGGCGGAGUUGCGCUUCAGACUCCGGUUGAUUCCUCAGACCAGCAAGCGACCCGCGAUGUUGAAGCGCCAUCUCACACAAUGGAACAAACCCAAUUGAGCCUGCUCGAAGAUGUUGUUCGGCCAGCAAAUCGAGAUCUAGAGAUGACUUCACAGACCGCGGAGAUAGCAGAGACUGAAAGAGGCUUACCUGCAGAAGAUCUGCCAUCGCUGGAGGAACGAGCUCCGAAACAGCAGCGCGAGGAUCUCUCACAGCCGACAAGCGGAAGUCCAGAGGUCGCUGCGACCAUCGCGCAUGAAGAUUCUAACGAGUCAUUCGGAGAUCUACAGCGAACACUGCCGCAAGAAGAGCCUCAGUCUACUGUUCCAGACGAGUGGGCGAUACCAACCAAGAAGAAAGGGAAUAAAGGCAAAGGCAAAGGCAAGAAAUUGGCGCCCGAAAGUCCAGCGCCUGAACUUGUCGAAGCGCAGGAGGACCCAGAUCUUGAAACUCAAGAUGCUUUGCUACCUCAAGACGAGCCAGCCCCGCCUGUCGCUGAUGCGACCGUAGAUGAGGAAUGGGCACCUUCGAAGAGAAAGGGCAAGAAGGGCAAGAAGGGCAAGGCUGAGCCGAAGGUGCCGGAAAGCUCUGUCCCUCACGCCAUCGAGGCUCCGCCGGAAUCUGAGCUUGCUUCGUCUGUGUCGCUAGGCGGUCCAGAGGCAUUCGUACCCCCAGUAUCCGAUCCAGUCAUGCAGGUUGUGAUGUCCGUGCCUGGCGAAAUGAGGAGCGGAAUCGAGGAGGAAGGUGGGCAAGCGAUGUCUGAUGUACCGCCGGCCGAAUCGGUCAAGCCUGACGCGGCACCAGAGAUUCAGAUGGAGCCGCAAGAACAGCCCGCACCGCAGACAGUGCAGGCUGAGCCGCAAGAAGAGUGGGCUAUGCCCGCCAAGAAGAGAGGCAAAAAAGGGAAGGGCAAAGGCAAGACGUCAUUACCUGAGAGUCCAGCGCCUGAGGUCGCAGAUAUGCAGCGAGACAUUGAUCUCAAGACGUUGGUCGAAGAGUCAGUCCAGUCUCAUGUACCUAUUGAAGACCCCGUGGUUAAGGAUGAGUGGGCCCUACCUGAAGCGAAGAAGAAGGGAAAGAAGAGCAAAAAGCGUGCCCUCGUCCCCCAAAGCCCAGUAAUGGAACCCGAGGCUGUUCCUCUUCCAAAGACGCCGAGGGAAGAAGAGCCAAUAGAGAGCCGGAUAGUAGCGCUGGAACAGUUCAACACAGCGGCGGAGUCAGACGCUUUUGUUCCAGCCGACACAGCGCAAGAAAACUUACUACAGACUAAUCCUGAUGUUGAUCUCGCUGAGACGACUCCGAUCAGUCCAGCUGCUAUCGAGUCAUUGGAGACGUUAUGGCCGGAGAACAUGCCGAGCGAGCCGACUGCGCAGGCCAGCGAGCUACCUUUAGCACCGAUCGAGCUCGGUGCAACAGACGCGCCCAAGGCCCCUCUGGACGAGACGGUUUCGGAUCGAGUUGAGCCUGCAACGAGUAACCGGAUUCCGGAACAAUCCCAAGAGGACGGUACUGCGUCUGGGCUUCCAGUAGCGGAUCAACCCUCAGCCGAGGAAGAUGUACCUGAAAGGGAGGAGCAAUCUCAUAUGGCGCAGCCAGAGGCAGUCCCAAUACCAGAUACUCCUCUCGAAGACUCGUCACUAAGAGAGCCUGAGCCGUUUAUGUAUAAGGAGACUGAAGGGAUCGAGCCAACGAUGCUUCCGUGGCCGGAGACGCCGCUUGAGGACCUAUCACCAUCUGAGAUUCCGUUGCCUCUGGACGAAGAUCAACAAGAGGAUCAGAAGUCUAUCAACGAGGAGUGGGCGUUUUCCAGUAAAAAGAAGAAGAAGGACAAGAAGCGUACGUCGACCUUACAAACACCUUCGAUUGGGCUCACUGGGGCAACGACCGCCGACGGGCAAGAAGCGGGCCUAGAAACAGACAAUGCCCAAGAGCCAGAAGCCAUUGCUCUGCCUGAAGCUUCGCCUGUUGCGACGAUCGCUCUCGCUUCGGCUACGUCUGAGUUAGAUAGACUUCCGCAGAAUGAACCUACGCACUAUGACUUGGCCAUGCCCACACAAGAUCAAGGUGUAAGCAGCGAAAGCCAAGCAGUUGGCGUUAUAGAGCCUAGUCCGGAAUCUAGUCCGGCGGACGAUCUCGACCCAUUCCAUGCCACGCAGCAAGGCACGCCGGCCAAUUCUCAGACUGUCUCCGGUGAUAUUGGGCAGGAACAAGAACGACACGAGCCGGAAGUGGAAUGGGCGCUUCCUUCGAAGAAGAAGGGUAAAAAGGGAAAGAAGCGAGCGAGCGGUUUCGAGAGUUACGAUUCUGGCGCAUCCCCUGAAGCCAUGCCUUUACCUGACACGCCCCUUGAAGAGCCUGCAAAUGUCGGUAGACAACUGGAACCUGAGAUCACAGACCCAGAGCAAGCGCCGGAUGGACCGGUUGAGCCUCAGCCUGAGGAUUGGUUUGGUCCGUCAAAGAAGAAGGGCAAGAAAGGCAAGAAACGAAUGUCCGUUCUCGCUACACCAGUCUCGGAAUUGGCGGAAGCUGAAGUAUUGCCUCUGCCGGAAUCGCCGCUCGAAGAGCCCUCUACAAUGACCCUAGAACAUUCAUCUGGAACUACGCCUUCUCAAGCCACGAUCGUUCCGGGAGCAACUAUUGAAGAGGAUGAUGACGCUGCCGUGCCUAGGAUCAGCCUUGAGCAAACUCACUCGCCUGAAGCUCGCGCAUCCUUCCCACCCGGGAACUCACUUGGGGAGGCAGAUAACUUUGACCUUGUACCGCAAGCCGUCGCUCUUCCACUGUCACCGCCUGCAGAAUCAUUUCCCCCUCGGGACGAUGCUGUUGAGCCGACGAGCUUUACCUUGGUGCCAGAGGAUGCUAAAGAAGCGCUCGAUGAGCCUAGCCCAGGGGCUGUACCGCUGUCAGGAACGCCAGUGGAGGAUCUAUCCGUUCCAGGAAUGUUUCGGGAUCAGGAUGCUGUAGUAGCCGAUCCUGUCGUAAACAGCGAAGACUUCACUCACCCACUGGAAACCGAUCUCGACGCAGCUGGCAAAACUUCAGAUCGAGAUCCAGAGCCGGAAACCAAUGAGACGGGGAUUAAAGCCGAUAUUGUUCCAGAGCCGACACAGGAUGUUACAAAAGACGCGCCUGGUGCUUUCCCCGAAGACAUACCAAAUAACUCACUUGCUGCAUAUGCAGUGUCUGAUCAACCAGCGGAGGAAGGCCCCAUCGAGGAACCAGGCGUGCAACAGCCUGCCGCAUCCGAGACCCCUGAGGAGUUUUGGAUUGGCACAAGCUCCAAGAAAAGCAAGAAGGGCAAGAAAGGGAAAUCGAAGUCCGCUCCAGCCACGCCACCAGUCGCUUUCGAGAUAGAACAACGACAGCCCGCCGAUCCAUACAGCGAACCGGCACCCCUAGGCGAGUCUGAUGGCCCUAACGAGAUUGUCACCGAAGGCGUCGUGCACACGGCAUCAGACGAGAAUCGGGGCGCGCCCACUAUCGAGCCCACUAUCGAAGAACCCGAGCAGGAUAUUUGGGCAGCCUCCUCAUCCAAGAACAAGAAGGCAAAAGGAGAGAAAGCCAAGCAAGUUUCUGGGCUCAGCACACCGACAGCCAUCCGAGAGCCUGAAAUAGUCCGAGAUUCUAUCGUGGAAGACCAAGCAGCCAAUGCUGAAGAUGCACUGCACGACGCAGACAUGAACCCGCAAGACGAAGCCAUCGCCAAGUCCGAGGUAACUCUCGGAGCACAAGAACAGGUAGUCGAAGACGAAUGGGCCAUGCCGUCAAAAAGCAAAGGCAAAAAGGGUAAGAAGGGUAAGCAAGCUUCCGUUCCUAGCUCCCCGCCGGUCUUGGGGGAAUCAGAACCGAUCCAGCUCUCGACGGACGAUGCCUCAGAAACAACAUGUGGAGUUUUUGUGCCACGCAACGAAUUACAAGAGCCUGAGCAGCCGAUCGAAACCCCGCAAAAACUUCAACGUGCAGACGCCGACGACGGUUGGGCACUCCCGUCGAAGGGCAAGAAGAAGAAGAGCAAGAAAACCUCACUCUCUGUUACUCCCUCUGUUGCUCAAGAGCGAAAGUCAAUCUUCGAUGCAUCACAACUUGUUAUCGAGCUGGUCAGCCCACGGCAACCUACUCCCGUGCUCGAGUAUGCUCGAGAAGGGGAAAUCGACCAAGACUUGCUAAUGUUCCCGGAGAAGAGGGACGAGCAUGGAAACAAGACAAAUGAUGAUCCUAUUUCCGACACACCAGAAGCAGCAAAUGUUCCAGAACGUGUGAGUGGCAAUGACGAGUCCACCGAGCCCGUGAGGGUGUUGGAGGACAAUGAGCUGGAUCGACUGAGCGAGCAGCCCCUUGCGGUAUCGAAGAACGCACAAAUUGAGGAUUCAUCGAACGAGAUGGUCGAAGUUAAAGACCAAGCUAGUGCCAAUAUCCAAGAGCUAGUGCUAGCCGCGGCUGAGGCGCCUCUGGAGGAAGGUCCGGAUAACUUUUGGGCGCCCACUCCCAAGAAGGGCAAGAAGGGAAAAAAAGGCAAAAAAGCUGCUGCUCUCGCGACGCCUCCUAUAUUCGAGGAGUCAGAGCCAGUCUCGCGAGAAUUCGCAGCGAUCGAAGCUGCACAAGAGCCCGAGGUUGAUGACUCCAGCACCAAGGUAUCCAAGAAGGAGAAGGGAAAGGGCAAACGCAAUGACAAGCAUGGUCCGGCGGGUGACUUCGAGACCGCGCAAGAGGAUCCAAACACACCUUUUGUAAUCCUCCCAGAUGCACAUACCGAGCCAGGCAUAGAUGUUCCGAGACCGAGCAGUCCGCUUCAGCUCUCGGCACCCUUAUCAGCACGUAUUGCCGCCAGCGAGACUGAUGGGGCUCAGCGACAGACGAAGGUAGCGACCGGGGAAAAUGAUGGUAUCCAAGACAUGCCAGCACCUUCGGCCGUGCCUUUACCAUCCCCGGCUGAGGGCGAGGAAAAUGAUCUGGCGACGGAGUUCGCGGGUCAAUCUGAGGCUGAUGAGAAGCCAACGUUCGACCCGCAUAAGGAACUUGCCGCUGAGCAGCCGCUAGAUGCGACUAAUACCGCCGAUGAUACUUGCGCAGGGGGGGAUAUGGAAUCGAGCACUGUUGAACUUCCCACAAACGACCGACCGGUCAAUCUUGCCCCAUCGGCUUCAGACCGCAGUCUGGUAUUGGACAGCCAAGACACCGCGACAGAAAUUCCUUCCGAUAUGUCAGCCACUCUCCCCCAGGCCACACAACCACUUUCCGACGAGAUCCUGCCAACACAAGAACCGGUCGUGGCCGAGGAGACUGCCCCUGAACCACAGCUAGGCGAAUUUCUGGAAGAGUCGCGGCGGGGUACGAUCCAGAGCCUGGACGAGGCCGAGCUCGGUAGCGCAGAAGUCAUGAGGCAACCGGACAUUGCUCAAGAAGCUGAAGACAUCGAGUUGUUCUCGGUCAAGAAGAGCAAGAAAGGCAAGCUGAAAGCUAAGAAAGGGAAGACAAGGCCACUCGAUGCUGCAGGAUCCACCGUUCAGGAACCAGAAACCGUGCAAGAGGUGGAGCAGGCAGUAUCGACCGACGACGCCAUCAACAAGCCUUUCCCAACGGAAUCUGCUGUUGCGCGUGAGCCGUGGUCACAGCCAACCGAGGGGAACAUCGAAUCCGACUACCAAGACCCAAGUGAGACAGUUGCUAGCCAGGUCCUUCUCGAAGCCGAGCCAGAGGAAGAGUCCAGCAUUAGGAGGAGCAAGAAGGACAAGAAGAAGGACAAGAAGGGAAGGGCAGCGGGCUUUGAGUCUCCGACUCCGCUUGAUCCUUCUUCAACCGAGCAGCAAGCGCCUGCAGAUCUCACUGGUGGAGCGUUGCCCAUCCUGACUGUCAAUCCCAACCAGCCUCAGACCGUUGAAGUCCUAGAUGACGCUGCUAACGAGGUGCUUCCUGAAGAUCUGGAAGAAGAGGGGGCGAUUCAAGUGCCCGAGGUGCCGUCCCUGACGAGUAAGAAGGACAAAAAGAAGGCCAAGAAAGCAAAGGCUAGUGCACUUCAAUCACUUGUCUCGGAAGUGCCGCCAAGCAUAGAGUCAAGCGAUGCUCAGAUCCACGAUGCAGGACAGACAAGCGCACCUAGAGAUCUUACGCAAGACUUGGGACCCGAGGUGCCUCAUGACAUGUUUUCUGACUCCGCCCACGUACUGGCGGCAUCUGAGCCAGAUGGUUUGACAACGUUUAGCGUCAAGAAGAGCAAGAAAGAGAAGAAGACCAAGAAUGGCAGACAAAACUUCACCGCCGAGGCCCCGAGCGAACCACCAAAGCUUGAUGAUAGUCAACCCUUAUGGGAUGAAGUCUUUGAGACGGCAUCUGCUUCUCAAGCAGCCGCCGAGCGGGCCCUGUCCAAGUUUGCGGGGACUGCACAGUCGAAUGAACAAGAAGCCAUCGAAGCAGCUGCGGUCCCUUUGCCUCAAGGCAAAGAACCAGUCGACCAAUCUAACCCUGCUUCUUCCCUUGGAUAUCUGGAUGCAGACCACAGUGCUGAUGUGCCGCUGCAGGAGGCUUCAGUGGUGAGGUCUACAUCAAACGAAGAUAUCGUCCUGGUAGGGGAUCAACCUAUGAAACUCCCGGCCGAGUCCGACGUAGCACGUACCGCUGGAGGAUUCCCUGACCUCUCGAGGAAUAAAUAUUCAUCUCCCAUACCAGAUCUUCCACUCCCUCCCGUGGACGCCCAGGCCUCCGUUGAUCGUCAAGACGAAGCGCUACUGAAAAGCGACUUGGCAGAAGCCACCGCUUUGCCCCUGCCAGACUCUGGGGCAGGCAUGGAACCACAAGCGGUCACUGAAGGGACGGUUUUGAAAUCUGCUCUCGUUCCGCUCCCCGAGCCUUCGACUGAGGAAGUAGAGCUACUCACAGAAGAGCCGGCCCGUGAGCCUAUCCUUAUCCCGCUUCCUAAGCCCUCAGCUCAGGAAGAAGCAGAACUAGACAUGGCCGACCGAGACCCUAAGCAAGCGCACGGCCCAGCGGAUGUUCCAUUCGACAUUGACAAAGACGAAGCUGGAGCCGUGCCGCAAAGGCGGCAAGAACCCGAGCCUGGCGAGCCGUUUGAGGCUACUUUCGCUCCCGUCGAGAAGACUAAGAAGGGCAAAAAGAGCAAGCAGGAUAGACAAGGUCCCAAUGCCCUUGCUGAUGAGCCUCCCUUCGAGGCAAGCUCUACCGCCGAGCUACCAGAACAGAUCAUUGCGCAGCCAACAGCAAAGUCACCAAGCGAUAUUGAUUUUGCUGCAACGCUGGCCGCAGGCCUUGAAGAAUCCGGCUUUGACCCAAACUUAGUCCUCAAUAAGCCUGCCUUCCAUCGCAGGUCAUCUCCUGCAGGAUCCAUCGCAGAAGCAGACCCCGAAGAAGUGUUCACCAUGACCACGAAGAAACCAAAGAAGGACAAGAGGGGCAAGCUUAGACGAACGUCUACAGCAGGCACCUCUGAGGUGACUACGCCGAAAAACGAAGUCGAGGAGACCAUUCAAGUAGCAAAGGUUUCACCGCCUUUGGACGACAAGGACUUCACGGACACCUUGGCGGCAGGGCUUCAGAGCUCUGGCUUCGACCCAAGCCUUGUGCUCAAUGAUCCGGCGUUCAGCGGGCGACAUUCUCCAACAGGCGACGCGGAUGCCGUCUCGGAUGAAUACUUCCCCUUCCAGAAGAAGCCAAAGAAAGGUAAAAAGGGCAAAAAGAGCCAAGCUUCUACACCGGAUGUACUACUAGAAUCGCGCGAGGAAGUCUCAGAAGUCGUACCUUCUGGAGAGGCUUUGACUACAGUGGUAGCAAGCGAAUCGCUCCAAGAACCUGCAACCGACAGUCACGAACCGAACGCGAUACCUCUAUCUCGAGAACCCGCUGUUUCGCAUAUCGAACUGGCGCGGGAGCGUGCUGCAGGCGCUUAUGCAGAUCUUCCGGCAGUAGAUAAGCCAGUGCUCGAUGUUGCAGCAGUUGCUUUUGACAUUCUCGGGUCUGAGCAGGUCGAAGCGGCUGAUAGCCGAAGUCACGAUAUCUCUGAACAGCGCGAGGAUGGUGAGGAAGGUAGGUUCACUACGGACGCUGAGAUGAUCGAGGUGGUUCCUGCCAUGAAUAGUCUGAUGGUUGGGAUGUCCAACAACGCGCUCGCUGAAGAAGCCUUGGCCGUUGAGAUCCCGGCUACCGACGUUUCGAUCAUCGAAUCUGCGGAAGAACCACCAAGCUCCGGCGCUACAACUGUGGAAAUUCGAGACAGCCCCGCAACAUUUUCGGACCUACUUUCAACCGAUAAAAGCACCCGGGAUCUGACCCUGCCUGCUGAGGAAGUUGACAGUCACGUCGACUUGGUUCCUACCGGAUUCGAGCAUAUUGUGGAUACAGACGCUCCUCAGCCACUGUCGCAGGAUGUGAUCAACCAGAAUGCUUUGGAUACGGUUCCAGAUGCAUGGGUGGAGCAGGCCCGUCCGCCCCUGAAAGAGUUGAGAGAGGCGCAGCGAGAGGAUGUUGGGCAACCGGAUGAGGAUCACGGGGAGGUGGAUGAGUUAGGUUUUCAGUCGAAGAAGGAAGGCAAGAAAGGGAAGAAGAGCAAGACGGUUCUGGCAACGGAGGAAGCUGGAACGCCUAGUCUUGUCGACACCUUGGCAGCCGCUGCUGCUGCAGCAACCGUAGCCGUGACAGCAUUGGAUUCAGAACCAACACAUGUUGAGACUGCUCCGCCUGAGAUAAUCGAACAGCCGCGAGACGAAGAUGCCUGGGCCGCUCCGACCAAGAAGAAGGGAAAGAAAGUCAAGAAGAGUACAGGCACCUCGACGCCUCUAGAAAGAUCGAUCGCCGCCGAGGAUCUAGCUGAUGCUCCAAAGGAGCAGCCAUCGAUUGAGCAACCCAUCUCAACCGAAGAGCAGCCUGAACCAUUGCCACCAACGGAACCGCUCGAAGAGGGUGAUACUUGGGCAGUUCCACUGAAGAAGAAGGGCAAGAAAGGCAAGAAAGGGACAGGUUCAUCGACGCCUCUGGAAGAAGUGAUCGCGCCUGAAGCUGUGAUGGAGACUGCGGGUGAGCGGCCCUUCGUCGAGCAGCCCACUCUCCCUGAACCCCAAAAAGACGAUGGAAUUUUGACAGGUGAAGUGCCUCAAGAAGACGACCUUUGGGCAGCUCCGUCCAAAAAGAAGGGCAAAAAGGGUAGGAAGAGCACGGGCAUAUUGACGCCUCAGGAAGAACCGGUCGUAUCCGACAUUGUACCGAAGUCUGGAGAGGAGACUUCAGACGAGCCCUCAUUGAUCAAGCAGCCUGUUCCAGCCGAUGAGCAAGACCACGAACAGCUUCCGACAGCGGAACCGCCUCAGGAGGAUGACAUCUGGGCAGUCCCAGAAAAGAAGAAGGGAAAGAAAGGCAAGAAAGCAACAAGUACUUCGACUCCCGAAUCGCUGCCAACGCCAAAUCCCACAACUGAACGGUCGCUUGCCGAGCCAACGGUUGGCACAAACGGCGAAGAAGACACCUUGAUUGUCCCGGAUCAGCGGCAGGAGGAGUUUGCAUGGGCUCAAUCGUCCAAGAAAAAGGGCAAGAAAGGGAAGAAUGAAUCAAAGAGAGCUGUAACAGAGCUUAAGCCUUCACAGUGUCAGGAUACAUCAGGUGUUGCAACUCCUGUGCCUGAGGUCAUUGAGCCUGAGAAACCCGUAGCAAUGGAGAGCCAACAGGACAUUAUCAUUUCAGCCCCCGAGCUAGAGGGGACGGAAAGACAGCUUAGCCAAUCGUCGGAAAUUCCGGCCGCAUUCAACAGCGGGUUCGGCGGGGAGACAUUACAUCCUCGCCCUGAGAUUGUCGAGAUCAAACCAAUGGGAGAAGAGACUCUUCAGAGUCAGUUGGUACCCAUUGAGCGUUUCGUAUCGCAGCAGCAAAUAGCGGAAGAGCCGUCUGACAAGACGGUAGACGAGGUGGAGGCUGAAUGGGGUUUGCCAGUCAAGAAAAAGGGCAAGAAGGGAAAAAAGAGGGAAAGAGGAGGCACAGAUCAAGAUGUCGGUUCUCAGGAGCCCAACAUACUGGUCAAGGAGGUGCCUCGAGAGACAAGAGAUAGCGCAGCGGAUCUGGAGCAACCAGCCAUAGAGGAACUCGUUUCAGUACCAUUGAACGACUCACCUGCAGCAGGCGGCGGUUACGUUUCGGACAAGCAGCCAGACACAGUGCACAUCAGUCCAUUAGAAGGUGUCAAAAACGAGGUUCGUGCAGAGCAAGGGGAAUUACGAGAAGAGGCGAGUGAGGGCUGGGCAGAAGAUAUCCUCACCCGGGUCCUUUCGUCUCCUGUUGAGUCUUACGGAAUAGCUUCAGCGCCCGAGAAAUCAAUGAUGCCCGAUCGCUCGCUAGGACGGCUUGACGAUGAACCCACCAAUGCACGCUCAGGCCCACAAAGCCCACCAGGCAAGGUUGGGAGCAUGUUCCCUGGUCUCGAGCGUGUCAAGCGCCGAGCUCCUUCCUUCUCGCAACCAGGGGAACAGCCAUCAGAGAAGAGAAUCCACUUACCAGAAGUCAAGCUGCGAAGAGCGUCGCGUCCGUCCAUUGAUCUAGCGCCACAUCAGGAGAAGCGUGAGGGUGAGGCUCAUCGCGUAAUACUCCCUACUGAUCCGGUAGAGCCAAAGGUCAGCAUUGUGGAUCAAUUGCAGGAAGCCGACCAGGAGCGAGAACCACCAAGCGCUGAAGGCAUAGCAUCUGCCCUCGAACCAACGUGGGCAUUUCCAGAUAACCGCGACAGUGCUUAUGUAUCUGACUCGCCUCUACUCCCUUCGAGCCAGAUACCUGCUCGCAACGUUAUCCGUGACAGUGGGUUCCACGAGGUUGCAAGUCCGAUGCUGCAGCAAGAUCCAGAUACGAGGUACGAUGCAACCGCUUUGGAAAGCAUUGUGCAAGAUGCCAUUCCGCAAUCGCCUGAGGCGACUGCUCAGGAGGUGUCUCAGCCUGAUGAAGCGGAACCUUUGUCGUCGCAUAUGGACAUCCAUGAACCGCCGAGCCCUUCAUCACCGCGACUCGUAUCUGGAAGAGAUGAGGCACCAGUUUCUCCACUGCAAUCGACGAGCAAGGACAGAACCUCCUAUCUAUUCAAGUCCUCGCCUUCAACCCAUGAGUUAGCAGACGAGCAGUCCGCCGAGCCUCAAGGUAUCGAGGCCGUGCUCGAGCGGAAUCUCUCCCCUGUGUCGCCUUUGAUAGACCAAGACGAAGCUCCACGCUCGAUAAAUGAAGACCAAAGAUAUCAGACCGACAACUCUGCCGAUUCACAGCAAGGGAACGCUCCCUCGUCAAUCUUCGGUGAUCCUAAUCAACAUGAGUUCGACUCUACCCGCUCAGAGGACCUUGAAGUUCCGGGAAGCAGUUUCAGAACACCUAGUGCUCCUCUGGAUACUAUCAGAGAAUACAGCCCGAUGGAGGAAUCGCCACUCAGCAAGAAGAGCAGGGCAUUCUCAGAAGAGCCUGAGGAGGCGCUCGAAUCUAGAAGUCGAUCGGUAUCCUCCAGCCGACUAUCCCGCAGCCGAAAGCUUUCUCCAUUGUCGGACAGGGCUCAGACGUCAACCUUACAAAGGCUAGACAGUCCGAAGGGCCCACUUUCUACAGACGAUCUUCUUGAUCGUCUAUCAUGGCCUCCUGUUGACGAAGAGAAAGAGACCGUUGCCAUCGAUCGCACACUGCGUCUUGAUCCAGCCAAACAACGCGCAGCUGAGAAUCUUUCUCCAAGGCCCUUGCACGACCCGACAAGGCGUCGCGAAAGCGGCACGCUCUCACCAAGCGUCUUGAGCGACAGGUCCAGUGGUAGCGCGAGGUUCAGGACGCCGGAGCACCUUCGGCCAAUGAGCGCAGUCAGCAAUCGGUCUUCAACUCCUCCCCUGCGAAGAACGGAUCGCAGCUUGUCAGGUGACUUGAGAGCCGCAAGCAAGCGGGAAGAAGCGAAAGCGCGGUCCGCGACAAUUUCUCCGCAGCCACGUGCUGAGCCGCCGGUCGCAGGACCAUCAACAUACGAUCGCGUCAACGACAAGGGCAAAGCCCGCGCGGCGGACAUGGCCGACCUCUACGAGGGCUGGGGCGAUGCGCCCGGUUCGCCCUCGUCACAGGCGCGCCCGCCGAGCGUCCGGAAGCGACAAAGCAUGCACAUCAUGGACCUCGAGACGCGCCUCGAUCAGCUCGCAUCAGAAAACCGCCUGUUGCAAGAGGCCAAAGCGAGAGCUGAGGAGAAUGUGCAGGACGCGGCAUAUCAACGAGAGGUCGUGAGCACGGCGACUGCCGAGGCUCUUCAAGCACGUGACCUGCAGAUGCGCGACAAGGAUGCCGAGAUAGCUCAGAUCACGACGAUGCUGCAGUCGCUGCGACAAGAGAUUGCCAGGCUGAGCGAAGCCAAUCAUACAUUGACUGAGGCCAACAAGAACCUCUCUGACGAUACGAAUGAGCGGUAUGCUACGCUGCAGGCCGAAAGCGCCUAUGCGCAUCAACAGUGGCAACAAUCUGCCAGGGCGCUGGACGACCUGCGCCUUCAGCACCAACGGAUGACUGCUGGUGUAGAAGCCUUCGUCAGAGAUGAGAUCUCCAAAGCGCUCGAAGACAAGGAUGCGGAGAUCCGCCUGCUUAAAGAGGAGCUCGAAGAUGCUAUGGAGCAGAUCAAGCUGCAACAACGCCAAAUCAUGGCCUCCAAGCAAGGCGACAGCUUCCUCACAGUCCGCGAUGAGGACUACUUUGACAGCGCCUGCCAGAAACUCUGCCAGCACGUGCAGCAAUGGGUACUUCGGUUCUCCAAGUUCUCCGACACUAGGGCCUGCCGCCUCUCAACAGAUAUCGGUGAUGAAAAGAUCGAGGCCAGGCUAGAUAACGCCAUCCUCGACGGCUCAGAUGUAGAUCUCCUACUCAGCGAUCGCAUCAAGCGGCGAGAUGUCUUCAUGUCAGUGGUGAUGACCAUGGUUUGGGAAUACGUCUUCACGCGGUACCUCUUCGGUAUGGACCGGGAGCAGCGACAGAAGCUCAAAGCGCUGGAAAAGAUGCUUGGCGAAGUUGGCCCCACAAGCGCCGUCGCCCAAUGGCGGGCUAUAACCCUGACCCUCCUCUCCAAGCGCGACAUCUUCGUGCAUCAACGCGCCCAAGACACCGAAGCCGUCGUGCAAGAGAUAUACGGCACGCUCGCGACGCUGCUCCCGCCACCGCCACCCCUCCAGCCCCAGAUCCUCGACUCCCUGCGCAAAGUGACAACCCUCGCGGUCGAGCUCUCCAUCGAGAUGCGCACCCAGCGCGCCGAGUACAUCAUGCUGCCUCCGCUGCAGCCCGAAUACGACACCAACGGCGAUUUGGUCCGGAAGGUGCACUUCAACGCCGCGCUGAUGAACGAGCGGUCCGGCGAGGUGAGCAGUAAUGGGGAGCUGGAGGCUAGGGAAGCGGUUGUGAAGAUCGUACUAUUUCCGCUGGUUGUGAAAAAGGGGGAUGACAGCGGUGAGGGCGAGGAUGAGAUCGUGGUCUGUCCUGCCCAAGUCCUGGUUGCGGGGCCGCCGAAGAAGAAAGUUGUGAGGGUUGUGAGUGGGGCGAUGAGUCUUGGGCACAGAAGCAAUAGGAGCAUGCCGAGUGUUAUUAUGGAGGAUGCGGAGAAUGUGAUUUAG
Molecule: messenger RNA, 26856 nt
Organism: Coniosporium apollinis CBS 100218
Lineage: Eukaryota; Fungi; Ascomycota; Dothideomycetes
Exons: 5
Coding region: 1-26856 (8951 amino acids)
Source: RefSeq, a predicted model, not a curated record